AGAAGACCAGAACUACACUUCCCGGCAUGCCGCUGGCGAGAGUGGCUGCGUUUGGUGACGUCAUCUCCUCGCGCCGGACAGAAGUUCAGCACGUUGUUGGUGUGUACUCGGGGAAACUGUAUUAAGAUGCCGAAAGUCAAGUCCGAGAAGAAGAGUCGUAAGCACCAGGAGAUCAGGAGCCAGGGGGUUAUGUUCAAUACAGGUAUUGGGCAGCACAUCCUGAAGAACCCGCUCAUCGUGAACAGCAUCAUUGAUAAGGCCGCCAUACGACCAACCGAUGUCGUGCUGGAGAUUGGUCCUGGCACAGGGAACAUGACUGUCAAGUUAUUAGAGAAAGCCAAAAAGGUUGUUGCUUGUGAACUUGAUACACGACUUGUGGCGGAGCUCCAGAAGAGAGUCCAGGGCACACCUGCUGCAAGUAAACUUCAAGUCCUGGUUGGAGAUGUGUUAAAGACUGACCUGCCGUUUUUUGACCUGUGUGUGGCCAAUUUACCUUACCAGAUCUCCUCUCCCUUUGUUUUCAAGCUCCUUCUUCACAGACCGUUCUUCAGAUGUGCGGUGCUGAUGUUUCAGAGAGAGUUUGCAAUGCGGCUGGUGGCCAAGCCAGGAGACAAGCUGUACUGCCGCCUGUCCAUUAACACCCAGCUACUGGCUCGUGUAGAUCACCUCAUGAAGGUUGGGAAGAACAACUUCAGACCCCCUCCAAAAGUGGAAUCCAGUGUUGUUAGAAUAGAACCAAGAAAUCCUCCUCCUCCCAUAAACUUUAAGGAAUGGGACGGAUUGGUACGAAUUGCGUUUGUAAGGAAAAACAAAACGCUUUGUGCAUCAUUUAAAUCCAGCGCAGUCCAGGAGCUGUUGGAGAAGAAUUACAGGAUACACUGCUCCCUCCACAACAUUGAAAUACCAGAAGAUUUCAGCAUAGCCGAGAAAAUUGGAAAGGUCCUCACAGACAGCGGAUUUAGUGAAAAACGGGCCCGAUCUAUGGACAUAGAUGAUUUUAUCAGAUUACUUCAUGGGUUUAAUGCAGAUGGAAUCCAUUUCUCUUAAAUUAUUUGGCUUAUUCUUUCUACACUUAUAAUAGGGUAUAAUGUUCUAGUAUCUGUAUGGGCACGGAGCCAGUAAGUGGCUGGACACGGGUGAAAAUGCUCCACUAGUCUGACCUCAGAUGUGUGACUGAGGCCUCAACUUGUACAGGGAGCUUACACUCUACAGAUGAUUGUAACCCCACAUGAACUGUGAGUUACAGAUAUUUUGCUUGCAGGUCAAUAAAUAAUGUAAAUUUCCAUAAACUGUCAAAUGUUAUUUCAGAGAGUAAAACUCCAGUUUAUAAGAAAGAACAGUGUGUGGCAUCUCUUCAUGAUGGAGUCUGGUACAUUAUAAUUAUUAUCAUAGGUGUUUGCUGCCAUCUUGUGGAGCUCGGCCGUGUCUGUAUAAAACAAAAAGAGCAAUCCUGAAGUCUUGCAGUUUUCACACUGACCCCUGAGCCUCAUGUUAUGUUGACACUAUGGGGGAGGUUUAUCGUGAGAGGAAUUCUUAGUCAGUUUUGCAGAAGUCUGUGUCCCCAAACUCAUGAAAUGUUGCACAAUAAAUUUGGUGCAUCUUUUAAGUUUUAAGGCCACCUGCACACAGUGCAUAUUACAAUUGGAAUUUCAGCUGUAAGAAGGUUCCUGGAAUCAUCGUGGAUGGAAGGUGUGUGUCACCGAGGUUCCCUGGCCUCGGUGAAGUAAGAGCUGGUAUUUUGUGUGUCAGCAGCAGCUAUUGCUGAUUGACACCUUGAGAGUUAGCAUGGCUA
Messenger RNA from Bufo gargarizans (Asiatic toad), 1792 nucleotides. RefSeq names its product DIM1 rRNA methyltransferase and ribosome maturation factor (gene DIMT1). The record is from RefSeq and is a predicted model, not a curated record. The transcript is spliced from 12 exons. Gene Ontology annotation, biological process: rRNA methylation. Lineage: Eukaryota; Metazoa; Chordata; Amphibia; Anura; Bufonidae. Gene Ontology annotation, cellular component: mitochondrial matrix. Bases 127 to 1047 code for a protein of 306 amino acids. Gene Ontology annotation, molecular function: rRNA (adenine-N6,N6-)-dimethyltransferase activity.